Molecule: messenger RNA, 797 nt
Organism: Procambarus clarkii (red swamp crayfish)
Lineage: Eukaryota; Metazoa; Arthropoda; Malacostraca; Decapoda; Cambaridae
Source: RefSeq, a predicted model, not a curated record
AGCGGAUGGUCAUCUCUGGCGGCAACUUUAAACCUGACACCUUGAAGCCUAAGGAGGUGGUCUCUCUCCUCUUAGACGACGAUAUUGAACGCCAGUAUCGCGCGCGACAAGAGGAGCGGCGCAUCAUUGAGGAACAUAAGAUUGAACUCAAUCGCGAGAAGAUGCGCGAACGCAUGCGCAAGCGCUACGCUGAGAAGAAGUGGGAGAAGGAACAGGAGGAGAAGCGCCGGCGUCUCGAGGAAGGACUCGAUAUGGGUGAUAGUACACCGUUUAAUUCCUCGCCUGCCUCGCCUGCUCAUAGUGAGGUGUCUGUAACCACCAGCCUAUUGAUGGAUGACGUGAGUAACGAUGGCUUCUUGGUGGUUGAUGUCGAGUCGCCAGUUGCGCCCCCUGCCCCAGUGGCAGCGAGUGGCGUACUGGGGGCAGUAGCGAGCACAACCGCUUCUACCACCACUACUACCAGCAGCACCAGCAGCAGCAGCACCAGCACCACGCCUCCCCCCACCACCACCGCCCCAACCACUACCACCACCCCCGUCAGAGGCCAGAGGAAGAGAGGCCGGCCUAAAGGUUCCAGCUUGCGGGGCCGGCUCUCUAGGACCACUGAAGCCGCAGCUGCGGCAGCUGCGGCGCUGGGCUCAAUGCCGCAGUCUUCUGCUUGCUCAGGUGAGUCAGCUUGGCUGUGGUGGUUUCUUUCAGCCUGAUGCCCCUGUUCACCUAGCAGGGAAUUGGUGUACCUGUGAGUUAGUCAGCUGUCACGGACUGCUUCUUCCUGGGGGGGUGGAGGCCUGGUCGAG